Anopheles cruzii is the source of this 1227-nucleotide messenger RNA. It is a transcript of the gene TRAM, whose product is annotated as translocating chain-associated membrane protein 1. The record is from RefSeq and is a predicted model, not a curated record. The annotation marks the transcript as partial. Gene Ontology annotation, molecular function: sphingosine N-acyltransferase activity. NCBI's taxonomy places the organism in Eukaryota, Metazoa, Arthropoda, Insecta, Diptera, Culicidae. The transcript has 5 exons. Gene Ontology annotation, cellular component: endoplasmic reticulum membrane. Gene Ontology annotation, biological process: SRP-dependent cotranslational protein targeting to membrane, translocation; ceramide biosynthetic process; protein insertion into ER membrane.
CGUACGGGAACGUCGGCUCCGGGCAUAACAACACACAAAUCUGGAACUUUGCUGCACAAGUACUCCUUUUGGUUCGAGCCGGGUUAUCGCACAAAUUCCGAACGAAAACCCACUUCCAGUGCAACCGGUGACGCUUAGUAUUGGAGUUGUGCAAACUUCCACAACCGCGUACUGGGCGAUCCUUCGAAAUCGCCGGAUUGUCUUUCCAUCCCAGUGAGUGUGUGUCGGCGCGCGACCGCCUAGUGAUAGAGAAAGGAGCAGCCGCGGUGCAGAAUCUGGAUACGAAUUUAUCACACAAUGGCCAUCAAGCCCGGCAUGGGAGGAAGGAAGGCUUCCAGCAAAAACCCCCCCUUCUUCAGCCACGAGUUUGUAAUACAAAACCAUGCGGACAUCGUGUCAUGCUUCGCGAUGAUCUUCGUCGUGGGAAUUAUGCUCCAGCCGACCCAAUCCGUAGCUAGUACCUUCAUUGCCUUACGCCACAAUGUAUCGGGGGCCGAUCCAACGCAAGAGAAUCCGAUGGGGGUCCAAUACCUGUAUACGUCCGGCUGGAAGGACGCCUGUGCCGUGUUCUUCUACACCCUCAUCUGCAUCAUCAUGCACGCGAUCCUGCAAGAGUACGUGCUGGAUAAAAUUUCCAAAAAACUGCAUCUGUCAAAGUUCAAACUGUCGCGCUUCAACGAGUCCGGCCAGUUGGUGGUGUUCUAUGCGAUGUCCUUCCUUUGGGGGCUGGAAUUGAUCAUUCGCGAGCAGUACGUUGGCAAUCUGCAGCGGCUCUGGGAAGGAUACCCGGAGCAUCCGAUGAUUUUUCUGCACAAGCUGUUCUUCAUCAUUCAGCUUGCCUACUACGCUCAUAUGCUGCCGGAGCUUUACUUCCAGAAGGUGAAACGAGACGAACAGAAACCCAAAAUCCAGCACGCGCUCGGAGGACUCUUCGUCAUCGGCACGGCCUACUUCCUUGGAUUCCAACGCAUCGCCCUGGUGCUUCUGACCCUGCACUACUUCUGCGAGUUCAUUUCGCACUCGUUCCAGUUGAUCGACAUUUUCGACAAGGAGGAAAAGUUCACGAAAUUGCGCUUGGUUCACAACGUCUUGUUCAUUCUUACGCGCUUUGCGACGAUGGUGCUGGCCCUGCUCACUCUGUUCUACAGCAUCGAGAACAUCACGCAAACCACGCGUGCAUUGAUGCUCUCCAUGGUGUUUGGUCUACAGGGAUAUUUAAUUUUCGAU